AUGGCGUCCGUGCGAACCUUCACAAUCCCGCACUACGAGGCCUUCCCUGUCCACGUGGCCUUAUUCAAGGAUGUCAAAAACGCCUCCUUCCUAAGGCGCCAACUACUCGAGGCCAAUCCAGAGUUCGACUAUGCCUUCUUGGAUGCAUCCAUGAUACUCUCACCACACCACCUGCUCUCGGCCACAUUCCUCGCCUUACACGCUCACCUGACCAACCGUGCCAAAACGCGCACUCCACAUUCCGAGCUAGUAUUCCGCCUCUCGCCCAACAACAACAUUGGCGAAUCAUAUAAGAAAUUCGGCAUCGCUGAUACCACGACCGCACUGAUUGCUGUCAAGCUACCCUUGUCUCCGUCAACGUCAACAGGGGAGCAGGGCGCUUAUGAGAAAGAUGAGAGCAUCACCAAUGAAUCUGUGAGUAAGCAUUUGGGCAGUGCGGUAGAGGGGACGAGGGUGGAGAUGGGUGAGAAUGGUGAGGAACUGGGUGAAUGGUGUGAUGUUGACAAGGUGAAGAAGGUGUAUAAGCUGGGUGGAGGAGAUAGUGGGAAGAAGGGAAAGAAUGGUGGUGGCCUCAACGGGGAAGCGGACGCGGAGAGGAGGACAGCGGAGAAGAAAGGUAUCGAAAGUGUUGUUCUGGGUGUUAUCGCGCUGAAAGGGUCAUGA
Messenger RNA from Alternaria novae-zelandiae, 663 nucleotides. RefSeq lists its product as uncharacterized. Gene Ontology annotation, biological process: telomere maintenance via recombination; tRNA threonylcarbamoyladenosine modification. Bases 1 to 663 code for a protein of 220 amino acids. NCBI's taxonomy places the organism in Eukaryota, Fungi, Ascomycota, Dothideomycetes, Pleosporales, Pleosporaceae. The transcript is spliced from 2 exons. The record is from RefSeq and is a predicted model, not a curated record. Gene Ontology annotation, cellular component: EKC/KEOPS complex; cytosol; nucleus.